AGAAAAAAAGAGAAAAGGAGAGGGGGCUUAAACCUCAAUCCAGGCGGUUGAAGUUUGAAGAACAAGGUAAGGAGAGCUAAGCGAGCUAGAGAGACGCUGAUGACGAUUUGCUCAUACGCAGUGACUGGUGAGUGAACCAUGACACUGACGGUGAUGAGGAUGAUGCCAACCAAACUCCACUCAUGGAGUUUCUGUCAUUAUUAUUCACCAUCCUCCCCCGCUUCAGAAAGCAACCGACUUGUCUUCUUCGGCUGCAACUGCCUUCCAUUUCAUUCUCAUCUCUCUUUUUCUAAAGAAACCGGAAAAAUCCCUCUUACUAGAAUCAAUUACUCUAUGCUCUCUCCAGUUCUCAUUGAGGCGCCGCCGCCGCCGCCGCCUUCCUGUUCGUUUGUGACCUGCGCCCUCGGAGGAGGAGAUGAUUUAUCUUCGUUACCCUUGUCCAUGGACGACGAAGAAGAAGAAGCUAGAUUAGUUAUUUCAGAGAUUCUUCAAGAUUGUGGGGUUUCUGAGGACGAUUCUCGGGAAAUUGUUAUUAAGGCUCCUAGAUAUAUCCGUAUGCUCGUCGACAGUGUACACGAAUUGAACGAGCUCUCUCUGUGGGGUUCCUGGAAGAGUGAGAAGCAGAGCACAACCAGUGACAUGGAAGAAGGGGUGGGAACAAGUUCUUCUUCUUCUCCAGACUUGGUUCCGUUCAGAGAAAAAGUAGAAUACGUUGCAAAGCAAAAAGGAGAAAAAGGUAUGUUUCUUCCUUGGCUGGAGAGCCUUGGAUUGAGUUUGUCUUCUGCAACAUAUAUUGCCCGCUACUUGUCGUCUGAGACUCUGCCAAAUCUUAUAUGUAAGGUUAAAUAUAUGAAGGAAAUAUUCUCUUAUGACAGUGAUGAUAAACGAAAUACCAGCAAAAAAGCCCGUCAAAUGAUGCAGCACCUGUCAAUUCCUAUUGAUGAGGAUGUACAGCAAACACUCUCAUUUUUUGAGAAGAUUGAAGCAAGACGUGGAGGAUUGGACAUGAUGGUCUCUGAAGCUGUCUCUUUCCGCUACCUUAUUGAAUCAUUCCCGCGCCUUCUUUUGUUAUCAGUGGAUUCCCAUAUGAAACCCUUGGUGGAAUUUCUUCUAUAUAUUGGUCUUUCCAGAGGGGGCAUAAGAGAUGUUUUUCUAUUGUUUCCGCCCAUCAUGUUCUAUGAUAUCAACAAGGAUGUGAAACUAAGAAUGCAAACCUUUGGAAAGGUAGGUGCAAGUAAUAGAGAUUUUGGCAGGAUAUUGCUGAAGUAUCCAUGGGUUCUGUCUUUGAGCAUUCAAGGGAACUACAAGGAGAUCCUUUCUUUUUUCGACUUGGAGAAGGUGCCUAAAACUAGUGUUGAACAAGCAAUUAAAUCCUGGCCAAUUUUUCUUGGUUGUUCAAUCCGCAAGCUGAAAUUGAUGGUAGAAGAGUUUGGGACAUUAGGUGUUAGAGACAAGAAGCUAGGGCAGGUCAUUGCGACCAGUCCUCAACUGUUGCUACAGAAACCUCAAGACUUUUUGCAGGUGAUCUCAUUUCUAGAGGAGUUGGGACUCGAUGAGAAGGACAUUGGCCAGAUUCUAGGCCGCUGUCCGGAGAUAUUCGCCACAAGUAUUGAGAAGACACUAAAGAAGAAACUUGAUUUCCUUCUUGCUCUUGGUAUCUCAAGGAACCAUAUCCCCAAGGUCAUCAGAAAAUACCCCGAGCUAUUUGUGUGCGACGUCAAUAGAACUUUACAUCCUCGAAUGAAAUACUUAAUCAAGACAGGGCUAUCGAGGAAGGACAUUGUGUUCAUGGUUCGAGGAUUCUCACCUUUGCUAGGUUAUAACAUCGACCAAGUUCUGAAGCCAAAGUUGGAGUUUCUUGUAAAUACCAUGGACAAGCCUCUAAAAGAUGUGGUAGAGUAUCCCAGGUAUUUCAGUUACUCACUUGAGAAGAAGAUAAAACCUAGGUAUUGGGUGCUGAAAGAUAGGAACAUCAUAGAGUUUAGCUUGAAAGAUAUGUUAGGUAAGAAUGAUGAGGAAUUUGCGGUUGAGUUUAUGGGAGUCAGAGAAGUAUCUCCUCUCCCUAAUGAAUGAUGCCAACAAUCAUGUAUUAUGUAGUAUUUAGCUUGCAUUCUUAAUUGAGUAUUAUCAUGGAAAAGUGUAAAUGCUUGCAAUUAAUGAAAUCGAUGAGAUGUCCCGCGCGCAAUAAGUUGGAUUACAUUUUUUUUUGUGACCGGGUUUAUUUCUGGGGUGGCUAGCAAAACUCCACCGCAAUGUUCAGUUGGAUUACUUGAGACAAA
This is a messenger RNA of Impatiens glandulifera, 2279 nucleotides long. RefSeq lists its product as uncharacterized. Gene Ontology annotation, biological process: regulation of DNA-templated transcription. The transcript has 7 exons. Lineage: Eukaryota; Viridiplantae; Streptophyta; Magnoliopsida; Ericales; Balsaminaceae. Gene Ontology annotation, molecular function: double-stranded DNA binding. Bases 139 to 2073 code for a protein of 644 amino acids. The record is from RefSeq and is a predicted model, not a curated record.